Molecule: messenger RNA, 2010 nt
Organism: Micromonas commoda
Lineage: Eukaryota; Viridiplantae; Chlorophyta; Mamiellophyceae; Mamiellales; Mamiellaceae
Exons: 1
Coding region: 1-2010 (669 amino acids)
Molecular function (GO): ATP binding; nucleic acid binding
Source: RefSeq, a predicted model, not a curated record
AUGCGCGCGAGCGCGCCGGGGUGCACAUCGCGAGGCGCGCGCGUCGGGCCGGGCGCGAACGGCAUCAAAGCGACCGCCCGCAUCCUCGCCUCCGGUGUCCGUCGGGGCGCCACCGCCACCGUCGCCCGCGCGUCUCGUCCAUCGACGGUCGUCGCCAUGCCGUUCGCGCCCGGGCCGACGCGUCGCGCGAUUGCCGCGCUGACGAUGCGCGCGCGCCUCCUCAUCCACACGGGACGCGCCGAUGCGUCGUCGUCGUCGACGCGGCCAUCGCGCUUCCUCGUCACGACGCGUCGCUCCACCGCCGCCGCCGCCGCCGACGCCACGAACCCGCGGAGGUCGGACCCGCCAUCCUCCCCAUCCCCGUCCGUCGUCGACGCCACCGACGACGCCUCCGUCGCCUUCGCGAACCUCCGCCCGAAACUCCACCCGAAGCUCCUCGCCGCCCUCCAUCGCGCGGGGUUCGUGCACGCGACGCCGCUGCAGACCCGAGCGGUGCCCGCGACGUUGGACGCGUCACCGGAUGGAGCGACCCGAGACGUGGUGGUCGCCGCCGAGACCGGGUCAGGCAAGACGCUCGCGUACCUCGUGCCGGUCUUCUCAAACCUCCUGUUCCACGGGCACGGGGGCGACGGGGGCGGCGAUGAGCACGGGGCGAUGAGAUCGAACGGUCGGCUCGGCGCGCUCAUCCUGGCUCCCAACUCCACGCUGUGCGAGCAGGUGAAGAGGGUGGCGGACUCGCUGGUGGGGGACGACGGCGAACCGUUACUCGUAACGCGCGCGCUCACCCCGGACACGUCCAUGCCCUCGCCGGUAUCGUCGGGAUCGUCGGGAUACGAAGCGUCGUCGGGCACGAACCGAGGGUUGCCCGACGUCGUCGUCGCCACCCCCGCGAGAGCCGCCGAGGACGUGCUCGAGUUUACCAAAGGCGGUUGGCGUCGGGGUAACUUUGCCCCCGCCGCGACGCACAUAAGGCACGUCGUCUUCGACGAGGCGGAUCAGCUGCUGUCGGGCGGGUACCUGCGGCCCGUGCGCGGGGCGUUCGACGUGCUGUACCGGGAGGAGAAGCUCGCGGCGUUGGGUCUAACCGUCCCGGGAUCGAAUCCCGAAGGGGGGGGCGACUUUAACGUCUUUAACAGUUUGGAAGGACCCGAACAGUCCGAGUGGGCCGGCGAUAAGUCGAGGCCCAAGGACGGGGGCGACAGGGCUUGGUCCGCCGAUCACGACGACAUCAACGUCGUCGCCAAGCGGAAGGGCAAGUCGCGGAUGGGCAAGGGUGCGGCGUUGGGUGGUAAGGGCGAGAUCGGCGUCGGCGAAGGGAGGGAUUUCCGCAGGCAGUACGUAUUCGCGGCGGCGACGGUGAUGAGCAACGGGAAAAAGACGCCGGGGGCGAUGAUUCGGCACGGCUUUCCCGACGCGCGAUGGAUCGAGGGCAGGCGUCUGCACAAGGCGGUGGCGACGGUGGACCAGACGUGGGUCAAGGUGACGGCCUCGACGCGCGCGGACGCGCUCGGCCGCGCGCUCGCCCUCGGCGACGAGAAGAGACAACGCGAUCGAACGUUGGUUUUCGUCAACUCCACCAGAGCGUGCGAGGAGGUGACGGCGGAGCUCAUCAGGCAGGGGCUCUCCGCCGCCGCCUUCCACGCCGAGGUGGGCACCCGCGAGCGUAGUAGCCGGUUGGUGUCGUUGGCGAACGGAGACGUCACCGUGCUCGUGUGCACCGACUCGGCGGCGAGGGGCGUGGACGUACCGGAGGUUGUCCACGUGGUGCAAGCUGAAUUUGCCGCAAACGCGGUGGAUUACCUUCACAGGAUCGGUCGAACCGCGCGGUGCGGCGCGAGCGGGCGAGUGACCAACUUGGUGUCCAACGCGGACGCUGACCUCGUGGACGCGGUGCGUGCCGCGGAGGCGGCGGGCGCGCCGGUGGAGGGGGCGUUCAGUCGCAAGAGGAGCUUUCGUAAAAAGUUCAAAAAGUACGGCCCGUCGCGCACGGCGCCGCAAAACAGGCGAUGA